AUGUCAGAAAGGGCCGGCAAAAAAACUUCCCUCAGCCGCCAGGAGGGUUCCAGUGCAGAGGUUGCCGACAGACCUUCGGGGUCGAGCACCUCUGUAACAGCUUCGCCUUCAUUGAAGCCCAAAGGUGUGAAAUUGAGAAAAAACAAAUCUAGGCCUCAAAUGAAGAGACUUCUGUCCGCACAGUAUAAGUUGAUUUAUUCUGUGGAUGACGAUAUCAACGAAGAAUUGGAAGACGAUGAAGAGCUGGAAGAUUUGACCAAGACGGAGAAAAAGUACUUAGAGGGUUACCAUGAUGCAUUGAAACUCCUACAUCACCAUAAAAAGACUAAGUUGACAGAGCCAGGACGCAGGGCCGGGCCCAUUGAGGAAGAUGAAGAAGAACCCGAUCGACUCCGGCUGAGCCAGAUUUUGGACGAUGUCGAGAAUAACACAAUUGGACUCAGCGACGAUGACACCGACAUUGCUGACGAAACCGCCCAACAGGAUGGAGACAAUUCCGACAAUGAGUCAGCAAAAUCCACGAGCCUGAAGGAGACAAUUGAGUCGUUGAAUCUUAAGGACCGUCAGGAGGCCAUCAACACUACGCAUCCUUUCGGUAUCAAGAUUUGGAAGCCUUCUAUUUACAAAAAGAAUCGCUCUGUGGCUGUCAGAGCAGAGGAAGAUAUUCAUGACUACGACCCCAGACGUCCAGCUGGCCGGAUUUAUUGGGGUGUUCACUUGACAAACUUUAUCUGGUGCUUAACCUUUGGACUCUUCUUGUAUGCCUUGUGUGUAUUGGGAGCAGUUUUCGUAUAUGUCAUGUCUGGAUUUGGCUGGAACAAGAAUCUGAAACCGUACGCUCAAUUACUCCUUAAAUUGGGCCGCUUCUUCCUCUUUCCCUUCCGGAAAUUCGUUCUUCUCAAUAAGGACGAGAAUUACCUUGACGAGGAUGAGUUGGACGGUAGAUCCAUCUCAGAAUUCCACCGCUGGAGAUUGCAGGAGGAGGGCCGCUUAUUUUUUGCUCCUCCUCGCAGAAUGACCAAUUCCGAGUCCAAACCUUUGUUGAAGGACCACAAGGGUAGACCCUUGAGGGACGCGUACUCGUCCUUAGGAGACGAUCAACAGGGUGUAGAUGCCGAAAGUGCUGUUGAUGAUAAUAACGAUGGCGACUCUCCGACUGAACUCGAUAACAACGACAUCAAAGUGAGAUUCUUUGGAAGAGGCAGAUGGUCCGUGGGUCGUUUGUUUUUCUAUCUUUUCUUCUACGGUAUUCUCCAGCCAAUUCUUUUUGUGAUUCUGAUCCUCGGAUGGUUGUUUGUUUUUACUAUUCCAAUGGCCAACCUCAUCAGCAUCCUUUGUGACCAUUUGAGAAGAAGACCACUUGCUCUCCAUUUUGAACUUGAAGAAAGCUAUUACCGCAAAAUCGCUGAUCCGAAAUUGAAGAAGUUCUACAAGAACCAGUCCAUCAUUCUUUGUACCUAUAGAUGUUGCGGAUUGCACUACUAUAAGUAUACUAUUGAUGGAACCAACAUCUUUUUUAUCAACUUAUUGGUGGUUGUGUUUUUCGUCAUCUUGGACUUCUUCCUUUUGAAAGAAACCUUGGGAUGGGAAAAAUGGUACACCGACUCAUCGUUUUUGUUCUGUGGCUGCUUGUUUUCAAUUGUUCCAUUGGCUUAUUUUAUCGGUCAAGCUGUGGCAUCCAUCUCUGCUCAAUCUUCGAUGGGCGUUGGUGCUGUUAUCAACGCUUUCUUCUCCACUAUCGUGGAAAUUUUCUUGUAUUGUGUUGCAUUGAACCAAUCCAAGGGUAAGCUUGUGGAGGGUUCUAUGAUUGGUUCCAUUUUAGGAGGUGUUCUUCUCUUGCCUGGCCUCUCGAUGUGUGGAGGCGCCUUGAAAAGAAAAACACAAAGAUACAACCCCAGGUCCGCUGGAGUUUCCUCUACUAUGCUACUCUUCGCAAUGGUAACUAUGUUUGCCCCCUCAUUGUUUUACCAGAUGUAUGGUUCCUACGAGAUUCGUUGCAAAUCCUGCGAUGCAUCCAGCUAUUCAACUGGGGCUGAGUGUACCACCUGCCGUUUUAUCCAGCCUUCGUUGACUUUGGACAAGCUCUACCUUAGUGUUCUUCGCCCAUUCUCAAUGAUUGUCGCAGUGAUUUUGUUCGUUGCGUACGUUUGUGGAUUAUUUUUUACUUUAAGAACACAUGCAUCGUUGAUUUGGGCAACUAACUCCCAUGAACAAGCUGCUAUACAAGCGAGAAAGGAUAGUUUACCAGCGACUCCUUUGAAAUCACCAAGUAUCGUGAGCAUUGACCACAUUCCAUUAUUGAAAUCCAGAAGUAUUGAACUUCCACCGAAGAAACCCGCUGUGCCCACGACAGCGCUUCAAGAAAUCAAUAAGGCGAAGAUUUUAUUGACUCCAAAAGUCAGUGCUCGUGCAUCGCCACAACUUCAGGCAAAAGAUCCAGAGUUUCUGGCUGACACUGGAGAAGAAGAGGGAGGGCACGACGCCCCCAAUUGGUCUAAUUACAAAUCAACAGUCAUUCUUUUGGGCGCAACAUUACUUUAUGCAAUUAUUGCCGAGAUUUUGGUUGACAAUGUUGACGCCGUGCUUUCUAAUUUCCCCAUCAAUCCUAAGUUCUUAGGUUUGACGGUUUUCGCCCUUGUCCCCAACACUACCGAAUUUGUCAACGCUAUUUCCUUUGCUGUGGGAGGGAAUGUUGCACUUUCAAUGGAGAUUGGUAGUGCGUACGCGUUGCAAGUUGUAUUAAUUCAGAUUCCAAGUUUGGCGGUGUUUUCUGUUCUCAAAGGUUUCACCAAUGUGGAACAAAUCUUUUCGUUAAUCUUUCCGCGUUGGGACAUCAUCGCCACAUUAAUCUCCAUUUACCUUUUCACUUACAUCUAUGCCGAAGGAAAGUCGAACUAUUUCAAGGGAGUAAUCUUGAUUUUGAUAUAUGUGGUAGUAUUGGUGGGCUUCUACUUGGACGAUGUUGUAGCCGACCUAGACGAUGGAUUUGGAGUUUCAGCGUCAAUAUUUGCUCAGCUUCUUUCACGCUAG
Messenger RNA from Sungouiella intermedia, 3030 nucleotides. The record is from the annotation of a GenBank genome assembly. NCBI's taxonomy places the organism in Eukaryota, Fungi, Ascomycota, Pichiomycetes, Serinales, Metschnikowiaceae.